GUGUUUUUGUUGAUGCUGUAAAUUCAAUGGGCCAAACUUCUCUCUUCACUGCUGCAUUGCUAGGUCUUGGUAAAAUAGUGGAUAUACUGCUGGAUUACGGCUCUGAUGCUAAUCAUCGCUGUUACGAUGGAAGCACCCCAGUCCAUGCAGCUGCGUUCUCAGGAAAUCAGUGGAUUCUUAGCAGGUUAUUGGAUGAAGGAGGUGAUCUGAGAGUGCAUGAUAAGAAUGGGAAAAAACCUCAGUGCUGGGCUAUGUCAGCUGAUAAAGAAACCAGUGCUCAGAUACUGAAAUUCAUACAGCGUUGCACAUCGCACAUGCAGGCUGCUAUUCAAAAUUUUCCCUCUGAUCUACUCAGGAAGAUUAGCUCCUCAAAAGCCUUGGUCAACAAUCCAUCUCGGUUUGGUAGUCUUGUUCAAGGAAAUGUUGACAGUCCUCUGGGCAGAUUUCUAAAAGGUGGAGCUAAUGCAGCCAGGAACAUUUACAGCUUUGGAUUUGGGAAGUUUUAUUUUGCAGGUAGUGGGCAUCUUGAGUACUUGGCAUCUCUCCUUAUUAUUGGGGAAAAAGACCUGGUUCAGGCAGAUGACGAAGCAGCAUUUUCUUACCGUGUUGGUCCAUACAUGAUCAUGACAAACUUAAUGUGGGGAGGCAGCAGAGUUACAGUGAAGGAACUUGGCUCAGAGCCCCAUCAGAACUACAGUAAACUGCGCUUUGCCGAUCUUCUUGUUGCAGAGCAGGAACACAGCAGUAAACUCAGACAUCCUCAUUUGCUACAGUUGAUGGCUGUUUGUCUGUCUAGUGACUUGGAGAAAACCCGUUUGGUAUAUGAAAGGGUUAACCUUGGUUCUCUGUACAGUAUCCUUCAUGAAAGGCGUACAGAAUUCCCAGUGCUGCACAUGGAGAUAAUUUUGCAUGUGCUGCUUCAGAUUAUCGACGCUUUGCGUUUUCUACACUCUCGUGGAUUUAUCCACCGUUCAGUUACCUCGUAUGCUAUUCAGAUUGUUUCUUCUGGUGAGGCAAAGCUGUGCAACUUGGAAUACAUGAUAGAGAGCAAAGAUGGUGGAGAACACAGUGAUCUGACACGUAUUCCUGUCCCAAUACAGCUGUAUAAGUGGUGCUCUCCUGAAGUAAUCCUUGAAAAAGUUGUCACGGUCAAAUCGGAUAUAUAUAGCUUCUGUGCAGUACUGCAGGAAGCCUUGACAGAGACCUCCCCCUGGAAGGGUUGUGAAGACUCAGUUAUUAAACAGCUCGUAAUUUCGGGACAGCAGUUAGAAGCAGAUGUCAGACUUCCUGUGCCGUAUUAUGAUAUCGUAAAGUCGGGGCUGGAACCUAAACAGAAGAACCGCUCCAUGAAUCUUCAGGAUAUUCAAUAUAUACUGAAAAAUGACUUAAAGGACUUACUUAAGUCUCAAACUGGUAAUGCUGAUGAAACGCCAAAAGCCCAGAGACCUGUUGGUUUUGCAGAUGUGAACAUCUGCUUGGUGUCAGCUUUUAAUAGCCAGAAGAAAACACAGGUAUUUCAGGGGAAAGAGAUAACCAAGGCUGGUGACUCUACUUCCCCAAUAUACUCUGCUUUUCCUGAGGAGAAAAGCGCUUUAGUGCCCCAAGAGGCAUCAACCAAUCUACAUGCAGUUGCACAGGAUGAAAAUCAGGAUGUGGCUUCUGAACUUGAGAUGACCCCGAGUCUCAGUGAUGUGGAUGAUAGCCUCUGUAGCUUUGAAAUCAAUGAAAUCUUUGCCAGUUUCCCAGAACCUCACAAAGACUUCCUGGAAGAAGGAGCUAGAUUAGGUCAAGCUCUAAAGGAUGAAAAAAGGCAGCAGAAGGAAGAAGAGAAGGCUACCUUCAAAGACCUCACUGCAUCCCCUGGAGUGCCCUGUGAGGAAAAGCCAGUUUAUGAAGAAGACAGCUUGUCAGAAUUGGAUACAGAGUACUCUACAGAAGCCCAGGAGAGCACGAAUGAGGCUUCUGACCUGGCACAGGUGAGAGAUGCUGGGAGACUAGUGAGUAACCUGUCCAGAACUGAGCAGCACAUCAGCAAAUGUGUCCUUAGUGUAAAGAUAUCUCAAAGCAUGGUGCAGCAGAUAGCAGAAUCCCUGUGCAGACUGGAGGAGAAACUGGACAAAUCAGAGACCACUAAAAACCAAAAUAAGCUACUUCAGGAAGUCAGAAUGAAUCAGCUUUCUGAACAAAAUUUUCAAGGACACUGGAACAGAUCUGAUGAUACUUCCCAAAACACUGAUAACCCUUUUUCUGGAGUCAAUACUUUUUCAUGGAAGGCUGUAGGUCCACCAUCAAGAAACUAUGUUCCACCAGGGAUAACAUGUCAGGCCCAAGGAGCAUUGGGUGGAGGUGGUUUCCAAGCUGUUUCAAAGACAGCAAAACCAAUGGAGGUACUUCAAAAUGAGAAGUGGAAGUGCUUUCAUGAAAUGAGUAACAGUAAAAAUGAAAACAACUGUCAUGAUCUCACCUUCACUGUGGGCUUGUUGGACCUAUUUCAGAAUUUAUUCCCAUGUCUGUCUGUAAGAAGCAAAACAAAGUCCAAUUUGCAGUGUCAGAGAGGAGGCGAUUCACGUUCUGCAGCAAGUGGAAUUGAAGAAGAGAGGUGGUCCUAUCCAAAAUCAAGAGCUGAAAUUUACAGCACAAAAAUAAGCGAGGAGAGGAUGAUGCAAUCAGAAUGGAGGACUGAAGUAAAGCAAAUGGCCAGAAGAGCAGCCUCAGGAAGGCUAGAGCUUUACUCUCCAUAUCCAACCAAUGAAUGUACAUCUGAAAGUGAAGCAGAGAGUAUAAAUGAGGCCUUUCAACACGUCACUGUUAGAGUCCAGAAAAGUCAAGACCAGCAAAGAUAUAGGUGGCAGUCAGGUGAUAAUGUUGAGCCUCAAGAUUUGGUCAGUGAGAAUAGAUCUGAGUCAGAGGAGAGUGAUCUGGAGUCUGCAUUCAGAAGUUCUGGAGGGAGAAGUUCCCAGUCGCCAUCACAAGAUGAAAAAGCAGAGACUGGAAUAACCAUUCUUAAGAAUUCAGUCCUUCCUCAACAAGUUGAGAAUGUCUCUAGAGGACAUUCAAGGGAAUUACCUAGUUCCUUUAAUUCAUGUUCUGAUGUGUCUGAAGAAUUCUUCACUCCUGAUUAUUUCCUUCCUUCUACUGCUCAGGUAAACUCCAAACCCAUUACUUCAGAUGCUGAGGGCAAAUUAGAAGAUGCUUGUGGCAGAUUUUUGCAGAAACAGUUACCUGAAGAUGCAGGAUCAGGAAUUCCAGUUUCAGGAGGAAAAACACUACUCUGCAGCACAGCGGCGCAGAACUUCGGCAGUCAUACGCUAGGAGUGAAUCAACUUAGUCGUAUGCCUGUAAGCAGUGUUGAAACAGCACAAGAAAUAACACAGGCAGAAUGCCAAGAAAAAGAUGUAUCAGUGACAGAUAUUCACAAUUUGUCGAAUAUCCCCUAUGAGCAAGAGAGCUGCUACAGGGAUGUAGACUGUAAAACUCCCAGAGUGAGUCAUGCACCAAGGAGCUUCAGCACUCCACUCAGCUCAGAAGAAAAAAAUCCGAUAGCCACUGAAAAAUACAAACACUGCCAUGAAGUAGCUUCAGAUUCUUCCUUUUGCGGUUCUCAAGAGAUCUCUACAGCCCUUAGAGAGGGAAGGAGCACUGAAAUUCCUUCAGUUGCUUCAGGAGUUUGCUCAUCUGCACUGAAUCAGCCUGAUGAGUUACCAGUAGCUGCCUCAUGCUUGAGAGGAACCAGAAAGGCAUCUGCACUCUCACAGGCAUCUAACCACUUCACUGAUGAGCUGCCUCCACCAGCCCAAGAGCUGCUGGAUGAAAUUGAAUAUUUAAAGCAGCAAGAUUCCAGUGCUCAAAACUUUGAAGAGAACGGAUCGUAUGAUUAUGGACUGCAAAUAAAUGUUCCCGAUCAAAUUCAAAUGGAAGACAGAGAGUCAAAAAAAGAAUCUGAGAGAAAUGAGGAGGGAGAUCAUAGUUUAUGGACUAAGGAGUCAUUUAAUCUAUCAGAGGAAACAGAAAGGGCUCACUCUACUCUUGAUGGUAUAUUAGAAAGGAUGAUCCGUGCAGUUCCUGGGCAUGAGGAGAUCCAAGAACAGCCUGAGGGACAUGCUCUUUGGGCUGCAAGCCUUCAAGAUUCAGAUGUUGGAAGAAAGAAGGGAUUUGGGGCCACAGGCAGAGCCCCAGGAAGCUGUGCAGGGAGUUCAGAAGGUUCUCUUCAUCUGUAA
This is a messenger RNA of Nestor notabilis (Kea), 4217 nucleotides long. RefSeq names its product testis expressed 14 (gene TEX14). Gene Ontology annotation, cellular component: intercellular bridge; midbody; kinetochore. Gene Ontology annotation, biological process: mitotic sister chromatid separation; mitotic spindle assembly checkpoint signaling; male meiotic nuclear division. The record is from RefSeq and is a predicted model, not a curated record. NCBI's taxonomy places the organism in Eukaryota, Metazoa, Chordata, Aves, Psittaciformes, Psittacidae. Gene Ontology annotation, molecular function: protein binding; protein kinase activity; ATP binding. The annotation marks the transcript as partial. The transcript has 29 exons.